Mesitornis unicolor (brown roatelo) is the source of this 978-nucleotide messenger RNA. Its product is annotated as glypican-4-like. The transcript has 2 exons. Lineage: Eukaryota; Metazoa; Chordata; Aves; Mesitornithiformes; Mesitornithidae. Gene Ontology annotation, cellular component: cell surface; plasma membrane; extracellular region. Gene Ontology annotation, biological process: cell migration; regulation of protein localization to membrane; regulation of signal transduction. The coding region runs from base 80 to 382 and encodes 100 amino acids. The record is from RefSeq and is a predicted model, not a curated record.
CGACUUUGCGGUGACUGGAAAUGGCUUGGCAAGUCAAGUGAAUAACCCUGAGGUCGAAGUAGAUAUUACCAAGCCAGAUAUGGUGAUUCGCCGGCAAAUCAUGGCUCUGCGGGUGAUGACCAACAAGCUGAAGAAUGCGUACAGUGGGAAUGAUGUCGACUUCAUUGACAUAAGUGAGGAGAGCAGUGGGGAGGAGAGCGGCAGCGGCUGUGAGCUCCAGCAGUGCUCCCCGGAGUUCGAGUUCAACGCCACCGAAGUCACCGGGAGCUCCAACAAAAGCGAUAAGAAUGUGAACACUUCUGCCGCCACCAGGAGCGGUUUAUCACAAGCAGCCUUGCUCCUUAGCUUUUUGUUCUUGGCCAUGCAAAGACAAUGGAGAUAAUUGUGCAGCAUAGGGGUGGGGGGGAAAAAAGACUUUUAUUAUCGAAGUUAGAAGGCACCUGCUUUCACUUUUAUACCAUCUAGGGACUUUACUUUUUAAGUUAAUGGACAACAGUGUACAGUUUUUACUAUGUUGCCACUGAUUUUUAAGGUACUGAUUAUUUUUUUUUCCCUUGCUAUUCUGGGAGUAACAGGAACAGGGACUACCAGUCUGUCUCGUUCACCAAAAGUCCAUGUUAGAGGUGGAUAACAAAAAUGUAUAUACAAGCCUGUAGUUAGCUCUGCAUUUGUGUCUUUAUCACUUUUCUUUUUUUUAAUUUUAUUUUAUUUUACCGUAUUUCUUACAAAACAAAACAAAAAAAACCCAGGGUCUUCUCUUGGCCUGUAACAAGUAUGUGUUUCUGAAAAGAGAAAUAUCUGUACAGAAGCAGGUUUUAUUUAUCAUGUUACCUUGUGGGGAGAAAAUAACUGCCCAACAAGCAGAGAACGUGUUUCAUGUAGUUAACUUCCCAUUUAUCCACAUUAUGUUAGUUGCCUUAUCUGGAGAGAAGUGGAAGUAAUUUGUCUUUAUUACGUGGUAAAACAGAAGGUGAAUGC